CAUUCAAAGCUAUAUAAUCCGUUGUUUCUCUCCAGAUUCUCGUCCAGAUUGGCAAAAUUCAAAAAUAACGGUGCACGCGUUGCCGCUCCGCGCGAAUCGAUUAUAAUCGAUUGUUUAGCAUGGCUCGCAGGACCAUGUGUGACAACUUUGCGGCGCAAGCGAUCGCCGUCCUCGGCAAGAAGAAUGUCAAUAGCGGCCAAAGUCACCUUCGUUUCGUGUUGCUGCGUGUCCUUUGGAAUAAUAGCAUAUGUGCAUUAUAAGCAGUCGUACGACAGGCAGCAACUUCAUUUGGGAGUCGUGCGAGACAUCGAACGACAAGAGCGUCGGAAGGCAGAAAAUGUCUACAUCCUGCAGCAACAGAUCGAGUUAACCAAGGAGUUGCGCAAGGAACGGGCGAUUCAAAGGACCGAUACGUAGGGUGACGCUGCGUCCUGCUCGAGUGUCGAGCUCUUCCUGUAGUAA
Molecule: messenger RNA, 462 nt
Organism: Harpegnathos saltator (Jerdon's jumping ant)
Lineage: Eukaryota; Metazoa; Arthropoda; Insecta; Hymenoptera; Formicidae
Gene: Pet117
Product: cytochrome c oxidase assembly factor-like
Exons: 2
Coding region: 184-417 (77 amino acids)
Biological process (GO): mitochondrial respiratory chain complex IV assembly
Cellular component (GO): mitochondrion
Source: RefSeq, a predicted model, not a curated record